AUAAAUAACAUCAGCACAAAAACAUGCCUCGGUGUUCUUAAGAUGCAGAACCUCACAUGCACUGUGAAUAUCCCUGUGGAUAAACCCCUGAUGACAACAUCUGCAUCAAAACCCUUGACUACUGCUGAGAAAGAAGAACCAGAAACCAUUAUAUUGAUCUGGAUGUGGCCUUUUGGUGUUAGCUUUGGCUUAGGACCCUGCAGUUCGGCUUACAAUAUCCAUGGCUGUCGUUUAACAGAUGACAGAAGUCUGUUUAACCAAGCACACGGGGUUAUGAUUCAUCAUAGAGAUAUCAGUGGGGAUUUAUCCAACAUGCCGAAACUUCCACGACCUGCCAUCCAGAAGUGGAUAUGGUGGAAUAUGGAGUCUCCAAGUAAUUCAGGUUUAUAUCCCCCGCUAAAGGAUCUGUUUAAUCUGACUUCAAGUUACCGCCAUGAUUCAGAUAUUCCUGUACCUUACGGUUGGCUCUCAGAGGCCACAGAGGAAGAGAAAAAUUAUACUAUCCCAAAGAAGGAUAAAUUAGUUUGCUGGGUAGUAAGUCACUAUAAUCCAAACUUUAGGCGUUCGCAAUACUUUACUGAGUUAGUGAAAUACAUUGAUGUGGAAGUCCAUGGAGGACACUUCAACAAACGAAUUAAUAAUGAUGAUUAUUUAAAUUUGAUGUCCACUUGCAAAUUCUACUUGUCAUUUGAGAAUUCCAUUCAUAGAGACUACAUAACUGAGAAGCUGUUCAACCCUCUUGCGAUUGGGACCGUUCCUGUCGUUAUUGGCCCACCGAGAGAGAACUAUGAGCAGUUCAUACCCAGUGAAGCCUUCAUCCAUGUGGAUGACUUUCCAUCCCCAAAAGAACUGGCUGAUCAUCUGAAACUCAUGGACCAAAACGAGGACCUGUACAGGCAGUACUUCACCUGGAGAGAGCAUUUUGUUUCAAAGGGAACAUCAUUCGGUCUUGCCCAUGCCUGUCGGAUUUGUGAUCAUAUUAAAAGGAAUAAGCACUACGCAGUGGUCAAAGAUAUCAACAGCUGGUACUGGGGUUAGAGGGGCAUUUUAAGACAACGCUGACUGACCAGCGUUAUAUUUAUAAACCAUUAUAAAUGUAUGGAAAAUUAUGUUAUUUUAUACCUGUUUGGGGCAGGGAUUAAAAUGGUUCAAAGAACAAAAUCAAACAUGUUUU
Messenger RNA from Rhinichthys klamathensis goyatoka, 1174 nucleotides. Its product is annotated as 4-galactosyl-N-acetylglucosaminide 3-alpha-L-fucosyltransferase 9-like. Gene Ontology annotation, cellular component: membrane. The coding region runs from base 43 to 1038 and encodes 331 amino acids. The transcript has a single exon. The record is from RefSeq and is a predicted model, not a curated record. Gene Ontology annotation, molecular function: alpha-(1->3)-fucosyltransferase activity. Lineage: Eukaryota; Metazoa; Chordata; Actinopteri; Cypriniformes; Leuciscidae.